UUACGUUUAAUAAAAAGAAGAAGACAAUAUUUACAAUUGUUGCUGGAAUAUUAAAAGAAAAACAAUUUUAUGCAAAAUUUAUUAAAAACAAUUAAAAAAUAAUAUUUUUAUUACCAUAUUUUAAUACUUUCCCAAACAACAAAGUGUCAAAAUGCGUACUUGUUCUUUGUGUAAAAAGAAGAAACCACUUAAAAGUUGCGCCUUCUUUGGCAUUCCAAAAGAUGAACGCAGAAGAAAAUUAUGGAACGAGGCCUGUCGUCUAGACUUAUCAACAAGUGCCCGCAUAUGUGAAAAUCACUUUUUGUCAACCGAUAUAGUAAUAGGAUCGAAAAAACCUUAUUUACUGCCUAGUGCUGUGCCUGCUAUUCAGACAAAAUUAACUGGAAUGGCUUUAACAUAUACCACUUGUGCCCUAGGUUGCCCAAACGAUAAAGACCUUUAUAGAUUUCCCACUAGGAGAAACGAUGAAGAAAGAAGAAAAUUGUGGCUAGAUUUUUUUGAAAUGGAAGAACCUAAUCUUGAGGAUUUGUUUGCUUGUGAAAGACACUUUUCUAAUUUACAAUCCAAUGAGAAAGGUAUCCUUUUGACUGCAGUUCCCGAUGUCUCUGUAAGACAUAAUACUUUAAAAUCACCAUUAACAAGUAAACCCAACAAAUCAAGAAAAAAUCUCACUUUAACUAAAAGUCCAGAAGAUAUAACUUUUAAAAACCAACAAGGAGUUCUAACACAAAACGUCUAUAACAUUAAUAACAAUGUACAAGAACCUGCAUUAUAUCAAGACAAUCCUGUGGUGGAAAUUUACCUUAACAAACCGAAAACAAAAGUGGCAGCCACACAAACACAAACUCGUCUUUGUGCCACUGUACAAGCAUCCGAAUUUGCCGAUGAAUAUCGUUUUAAUUGUUUCUAUUGUUGUAAAACAUUUCCGUUAUCAUACUGGAAAAAAUUCGUAAAUCAUUUAAAAAAGAAACACUUUGAAUAUGAAAAAGCUUUCGAAAUCAGCAAAUAUGUAACACAGGAUCAUGAUUAUACAGCAUUAGCUUCACCAACGCCUUCUUUAGUAGAUAUUGAUAAUAAUAUAAUAAAAACUCAAAAAGAAGAUACUCUGGUUAUUGAAGCUAGUUCGUUACUGCCUUAUUUAGUGGAAUCACUAGAAACGUCUAAUAAAUCUUUGGAAUGUGAUAUUUUAAGUUCGAAUUUUUGUUUAGAAACAGAGGAGGAGAAUGCGGAAAAUUUAAAUGAUUUGAUAAAAGUGCCUUCGUCGGAAAAGAACAAAACAAUUAAGAAAGGGAAUAUUAAACAAAGGAACAUAAAAUUUUUUUUGGGAAAAAGUAAACAAAAGGUAAUCUCUUCAGGUGUACUUUAUUUAAAGAACACCAAACAGCAAACAACAAAAACAGCUUUAAGUCGCUGUCUUAAGAGAUCCAAUACAAUUGAAACUAUCAUGCCCGAGGAAAAUGAAUAUCUUACAUGUGAAGAGGAAUGUGAAGAACCUUCUACUAACAAAAGGUUUCAACAGGAGAGCACUGAGCUUUCUUUCGAAUUCACACCUAGUGAUAUAAUCAAUUCACUGCUAGAAAAUAUGAAAAAUUAUCCCGUUUUAUGGGAAUUUGAUGAACAGCAAUUCAAUGAAGAUUACUAUGAAGCCAUUGAAGAAUUAUGUCGUAGAAUCAAUGAAAAAUGGUCUCUAAAUAUAGAUACUUUAAGAAUGCGACGCAGUAUAAAUCGAGUACUGAGAUUUUACUGCUCCGUCUAUCCCUGUGAGAAUGUGGAAAAUGUUAAUCAAUUUACUAACUACUAUGAUAAAUUAAAUUCAUUUUUGCCAUCACCGGUGCAGAAUAUUGCUUAUGCUCGCUGUUCUCACUGUUAUAAAUGUUUUAAAAAUAUCAGCGAGUUGAGUAGGCACCUGUUGGAAGAAUACAAAUAUUUACAAUGGCCCUACAAGUGUGUACAAUGCAAGGAAUGUUUUAGGGAUAUCAAUGAAUAUGAGUUCCAUAAACGCCUGCCUCACUAUGAGGAAGUAUUUCGUUGUGAAAACUGCAAUAAGAGAUUUACUCAACGGAAUAAAUAUAAUAAACAUGUUGCCUCACACCAAACUAAAGAAAGUUCGAUAACGGAAAAACAUAAAUGCGAAGUCUGUGGCAAAGUAUUUAAACUGAAUAGUUUAUUACGGAAUCAUAUGGUCUUCCACGGGGAGAGAAAACAUAAAUGUAAUUUGUGUUUGAAGUCAUAUUAUACAAGCGCCACCCUAAGACAUCAUAUAAGAACUCAUAGUAAAGACUAUAGAUUAAUGUGUGAUAUAUGUGGCAAGGAAUUCUUACACUACAACAACCUCAAAGUACACAUGACUAAACAUACGGGUGACAAAGUCACUUGUAAUAUUUGCAAUUUAAAAUUAAGAAAAUCUAGUCUUUUGCGACAUCUCCGUACAGUUCAUGUGGCCUGUGAGGGGACCAUUGAAACUACCUACAGGGCGAAGAAUCAUCAUUAUAGAAGUUUAUUGCAGUGGCCCAAUAAACGUUAUAACCACCAUCGAAAAUAUAAUAAAGAGAAAAACUACUAUUGCCAAAUCUGUAAUAUACGUUUCGAACGCUAUAAAUUUCUGCUCGAACACAAUAAAGAAACUCACGCCGAUGCCCCCAAAUGGACGUGUAAAAUAUGCAAUUCCGAAUUUCGUCAAAAAAUAUCGAUAAAACGUCAUUAUCGUGUAAAACAUCAGUUGCAUGUGUAUCAGGCUUUUAAAUUAGUGGAUCAAGAUGAAGAUUUGGAAACAGUGUUAGCCAUUAGAGAGGAUGAAUUGGAAAAAUUAAUGGAAACUUUAUCUUAUUCUUUAAAUACUUCUGGUAAUGUAAAAAAAUUGACUCAAGCAAUAGAAGAAACAAAGGAUUUGACUGCCAAAGAAAUGUAUACUGAUGAGAAGGACGAAACGCUGCACAGUGAUUUAAACCAAGAGCAAAUAUUGUUAGUAACGGAUGAUGUAAAUACAGAGACAAAUGAAAUUAAAAUCGUUGAUGUCGAUGAUCAUUAUAUGAAUGAGUUUCUUACAAAUCUUUUAAAAUAACCAAAGAAAAGGCCUUCAAGGAUAGGGUUUUAGAGUAAAUUUUGUUUGUUUAUUAGCUAAUUAAUGACUUGCAUUUUUUAAUUACAUUAUAGUAUAAUGGUUAAACAAAUUAUAUAUUAAAAAAUGUUUAAUAAUCAAAUUAAACCAAAUGAAUUGUUAUUAAGCAGAAAUUUGUAGCAUAUAAGCUAGGUAAUUGAAUACUGUUAAAUACAUAUUAUAAUUAAAUUAUAAUUGUUUUAAAAA
Lucilia sericata (common green bottle fly) is the source of this 3304-nucleotide messenger RNA. RefSeq names its product PR domain zinc finger protein 5-like. Lineage: Eukaryota; Metazoa; Arthropoda; Insecta; Diptera; Calliphoridae. The coding region runs from base 152 to 3061 and encodes 969 amino acids. The record is from RefSeq and is a predicted model, not a curated record. Gene Ontology annotation, cellular component: nucleus. The transcript is spliced from 8 exons.